Molecule: messenger RNA, 576 nt
Organism: Trichomonas vaginalis G3
Lineage: Eukaryota; Parabasalia; Trichomonadida; Trichomonadidae
Exons: 1
Coding region: 1-576 (191 amino acids)
Source: RefSeq, a predicted model, not a curated record
AUGAUCGUAAGGCCCUUAAUUCAUUCAAAAAAUACUUUUUUGAAACUCAAAGCAAUUAAUAAUGUUGAAUAUCCAGAUUUCGAUAACGAAAUCGAUAUCAACAGGCCUGGAAUAGCAGUGAAGAAUGUAGUAAAGUCAUUAUCUUUCCACGCAUCGGAAGAUUCUCAAGAAAUUUUAGAAUUUAAUAUAUUAUCGAAAUAUAUAGCAGAUCAACAUUCAAUAAUCACAUCCACAGCCGGAUCUAAUGAAAUUAUUAUGAAAGAAAGUAAAAUAAAAAAGCAUAUUGUUAGUGAUUCAAAUCCAAGCGAAGUUCAUAAACAACCAAUGGAUCCUCAGGUCACAAAUCGUAUCGAACUUAUUAAUACUGAAAAAAUAUUAACUAAUAUAAAUAAUUAUUUAUCAGAUGAAGAAUCAACAAAUAAAGAGCAGAAAAAUAUAUUUGAAUGCAUAGUAGAUUUCUCGAAUCCAAAACAAGUUUCAUUUUUCAAUAUCGAUAGGAAAUCACAAUCGGAUACAAAGAUUCCUGUUAAAGAAAUUGUUAUUGCAGGCGUAGUAGCUUAUAUUUGUAUCCCUUGA